Messenger RNA from Saprolegnia diclina VS20, 483 nucleotides. RefSeq lists its product as hypothetical. The coding region runs from base 1 to 483 and encodes 160 amino acids. The record is from RefSeq and is a predicted model, not a curated record. The transcript is spliced from 2 exons. NCBI's taxonomy places the organism in Eukaryota, Oomycota, Saprolegniomycetes, Saprolegniales, Saprolegniaceae.
AUGGCCGACCCCGACGUACCCGGCCCCACGACGGCCAUCCCGCACGGUGCAAAGCUCAUGGCGCUGACUCUCCUUGGCCUCAUUGCCGUGCUCGCUUGGACCCGCGUCAAGCCAUCCCGCAUGGCGACGCAGCGAGGCGCCGACCGAGCCACCGAGCCGCCUCCCGACGAAGACGAGGUGCAACGCAUGACGUACGCCUUUGCAAGUCUUUGCAUCAGCAAGACGUCACGCCGUGGCGGCGCGGCGCUGUCGGUGCAGCAUCCUCCUGUCCGCUCGCCUGUCGUCACUACCUUUGUCGACGUUGCCUCGUGGUACAUGGACCAGGCAUCGACCGCCGUCCAAUACAACGCGAUCACUGUCGUGCUUCACGUUGUGUACUUUGUGUGCACUGGCCAAGCAGCGAAGGCCAUUGCGCUCCUCAAUGAGCUAUGGCAUGCGGGCGGCCUCUUGCAUCUGCUCGGCGCGGUCGUCGUACCGUGGUAA